AUGCAUAGGCAAGAGGAGAAGAAGAUGAAAUUGAAGAAAGGGCAAGAGGAGGAGGAGAUGAAAUUGAAGAAAGGGUGCGUGACAGUCCAGGUGGGAUUAGAAAAUGGUCUGUUCCAAAGAUUUGUCAUCUCAAUUUCGUACCUACACGAUCCUCUCUUUCAAAGGCUUGAGUUCUAUGACUACGAUACAACUAGACCACUUAUGCUACCAUGUUCAGUCGAGGAUUUUGUUCACCUUCAACGACAUAUAGAAAUGGGUGUCACUAAGCACAGUCAUGGUCAGCGCCACUGCCACCGUACUUCAACCUUGUCGUAUUAG
This is a messenger RNA of Fraxinus pennsylvanica, 318 nucleotides long. Lineage: Eukaryota; Viridiplantae; Streptophyta; Magnoliopsida; Lamiales; Oleaceae. The record is from the annotation of a GenBank genome assembly.